Messenger RNA from Phoenix dactylifera (date palm), 1860 nucleotides. RefSeq names its product zinc finger protein GIS. The record is from RefSeq and is a predicted model, not a curated record. NCBI's taxonomy places the organism in Eukaryota, Viridiplantae, Streptophyta, Magnoliopsida, Arecales, Arecaceae. Gene Ontology annotation, molecular function: DNA-binding transcription factor activity. Gene Ontology annotation, biological process: trichome morphogenesis; trichome differentiation; response to gibberellin.
AUGGAGUGUCACAAAAUAAGAGAGAGAGAGAGAGAGAGAGAGACCCACCAACAGAGCUGGUCACAUACUUACCCUCCUCUUGACUGAUGGUUACACUUGCAUGAAAGCCAGAGAUAUAAAGAAGAGAAGAAAAAGAAGAGAUGGACAGAGGAAGGGUGAGAUGGUGAGGUGAUGGUGUUGUUGGACUGGUACUUGGUUGUUAUUUGAGAAGCCAAAAGCCUCCUUCACCAGCAGCAGCAGCAGCAGCAGCAGCCAUCGUCAGUGCUCUUACCGAUGGGGUCAGCUCCAAUUGUCCACCCUCCUCUCCCUCCAUAGCCCCCACCUCUUUCAGAACAACCAGAAAAAUAAUAUUUCUUUUUCAAAAACCAAUAUCAAUGGUCCUAAUCCCCAAUAUCCAAGCCAUAUCAAACAAGAAACAGAAUUCCCCUUCCCUUCCUCUCCAUCUCCUUCUGCGAGGCCUGCUCACAAAAACUUACAGCAAUAGAGUUCGCAUCCAAAACAUGGCAAGUAAGAGAGCGGAGUAGAAGAGAGAAAAAGAGAGAAGGUCGACUCUUUUUCCCCCCACUCUCUUUUCUGCGCUCCUCCUCUUUCCCUCCAUCUCCUACUUCAUGCCUAGAAACAAAAGGUUUUCUCCAAGGGUCUGAUCAACUUGAAACAUAUCGAGUGAGAGAAAGGAGGAAGCGAAGAACGGGAAGAAGGUUAAUUUUUUCUCUCCCCCCCCCCCCCCCCCCCCCCCCCCCUCUUUUUCUUCCAAUCUUUGUCUUCCUUCCCUUCCUCGAUCUUUAUCCUACUUUUAGAAUUGUGAGGCUGGGCUAGGCAGCCCAAAGCCACUGUAGUCGCAUCGGCAGUGACAGAGAUGAGCGAGCGAGAGACCCGCGACUUCAUGAGCGUCGACUCCUUCUCGCAGCUCCCGUUUAUUCGCCCGGCGCCUCGCGAGAAGCCCUCCUCCGCCUCCGCCAUCCGCCUCUUUGGCAUCGAGGUUCCCCAUGAGCCUGACAGUGAAGAAGAUCCCUCCAGAGACCCCAACGCCACCGCCAACCCCAACAGCAGCAGCAACGGCAAUGGCAGCAGCGGCGAGAGUGGUCGCAAGUUCGAGUGCCACUACUGCUGCCGCCACUUCCCGACAUCACAAGCCCUCGGCGGGCACCAGAAUGCCCACAAACGCGAGCGGCAGCAUGCCAAGAGAGCCCAAUUCCAGUCAGCCAUGGCAGCCCACCACCCAUCCACCGCCGAGGGCCACCACAUGUACGCCUUCCUCAACUACCACCGCCUUGGCUCGGUGCCGACCGCCGCCCGCUUUGCCUUCGACCCCCCUGCCAGCCACCACUAUCCCUCAUGGAACAGCCCUAGCACCACUAGCAGCAGCGCCGGCACCCGGUUCUACGGCGGGCUCGGAUCGGUGAGCCAGCCUAUCAACGGAAGCCCGCUGCCGGGCCUCUGGAGGCUUCCCACGGUGGUGCAUGGCGGCGCGGGCGUCGGACUAGUCCACCGGGACCGAGCAACGCCAUUGCCCUUGUUCGGAGGGGAAGAGCCCAGAGUGAUGGGAGGUGGUGGAGGCAGUGUUGGUUUGAGUACUAAUAUUGGUUCUUUUCCUUCCACCUCUUCUUCUACACCUCCACAGAGCUAUGAAUCUGGCGUCAAAGAGAAUGUGAGUUUGGAUCUGCACCUGUGAUUAAAUAGCGAAUUAUGCAGAAUUUUUAAUCAAAAUGUGUGCUGUUUUUAAUUGCUCUAUCCUUGGCCGACUGUCUCUUCUUUGUUGAUUAUUUCAAGGAAUUAAUGGCCCCUUAUUUGUCAAAAUUGCUAGGAAAUUCUUUGGUUUUGAAAAUAAAAAAGAUUAAUAACAGAAAGAAAAACUUCUAU